Messenger RNA from Haliotis rubra (blacklip abalone), 1754 nucleotides. RefSeq names its product N6-adenosine-methyltransferase non-catalytic subunit-like. Gene Ontology annotation, molecular function: mRNA binding. The transcript has 10 exons. NCBI's taxonomy places the organism in Eukaryota, Metazoa, Mollusca, Gastropoda, Lepetellida, Haliotidae. Bases 107 to 1474 code for a protein of 455 amino acids. Gene Ontology annotation, cellular component: nucleus; RNA N6-methyladenosine methyltransferase complex. The record is from RefSeq and is a predicted model, not a curated record.
ACGACAGCCACAAAUUGGCUCUAUUUCCGUUGGAGGGAAAAGCAGUAAAGUUUUUAGAAGAGUGGUGAUAGGUUUAAUAUUGUUUCAUUAGUAUUUGGUUUCACAAAUGGGUGAUCGUUUGAAAGAAUUGCGUGAGAAAUCACUGAAGCGAAAGCAGCUUCUUGCACAAGCCUUGGGUGUCAGUUCUCCUGAUGGAUUAAAAACAGUACUCAAGACAGGAGAUGGUCAAGAAGAGAAAAAGCCGUCGACAAGCAGCCAACCUGAUUUCCCGGUUGUGAAGAAAAGAACAGAGGAGCAGCAGGCCGAGGAACCACAUGUCUGGAGUGAUCCCAACCAAAAACAGAAAGAUAAUGAUGGAGAAAAAGAUGACUUUGAUACUGAAGAGAUGUAUAGAGACUCUAGCACCUUCCUGAAGGGGUUGCAGAGUGCCAAUCCUCACAAUGACUACUGCCAGAACUUUGUAGACACUGGUGAAAGACCCCAGAAUUUCAUUCGUGAUGUUGGUCUAGCCAACAGGUUUGAAGAGUACCCCAAACUGCGAGAACUCAUUCGACUGAAGGAUGAACUCAUAUCCAAAACCAGUUCUCCUCCCAUGUACUACAACUGUGACCUGGAGACAUUUGAUCUUCGAGAGCUUCAGUGCAAGUUUGAUGUGAUCCUGGUUGAACCCCCUCUGGUGGAGUACCAGAGAACUAAAGGGGUUGUGUUUGAUCGGUACUGGAACUGGGAUGAGAUUGAACGCUUGGAUGUUCCUGCAAUAGCUGCCCAGAGGUCCUUCUUGUGGAUCUGGUGUGGCAAUGCUGAGGGCCUAGAGAGAGGCAGACAGUGUCUGAAGAGAUGGGGCUUCAGGAGAUGUGAAGAUAUUUGUUGGAUCAAGACUAAUAUUAAGAAUCCAGGACACAACAAAAAUCUGGAACCCAAUGCUAUCUUCCAGAGAACAAAGGAACACUGUCUGAUGGGGAUCAAGGGUACAGUGAAGAGAAGCACAGAUGGAGACUUCAUCCAUGCCAACGUUGACAUAGACCUCAUUAUUGAAGAGGAGCCUGCUUAUGGUUGUAAGGACAAGCCUGUGGAAAUAUUCCAUAUCAUUGAACACUUCUGUCUUGGGAGGAGAAGAAUCCAUUUGUUUGCCAGAGACAGUACCAUCAGACCAGGCUGGCUGUCUAUUGGUUCGGAAGUCACAAGCAGUAACUUUGACCCGGAGGUUUAUGCCAGAUUGUUUCCUGAUGAGUCUCAUCAUGUGACGGGAUGUACAGAGGAGAUUGAGAGACUUCGACCAAAGUCCCCUCAGCCCAAAAAUAAAAAUAAUAAUUCAGAUCGGGGUGGAAAGGGUCAAGGGAGAGGUUCAAACAACCGUGGUGGGCAACAAAGGGGAGGUCACUCUAAUCGCAACAUGAGAGGGGGACAUCCAGGCCGGGGCAACAUGAGAAGGGGUAUGGGACGGGGUGGGUUCAAACCCAGGAAUGCACGAUAGUAGAUCACUUUGAAGGUGCAUGUUUGUAAAUAGGGCCUUAUGUUCCAAUUUUUAAAUAAACUGACAGCAUUUCCAGAUUGGUAUUUGGGGAAUUUUUCUCAUUAUUAUUGAAAGGGAGUCCGGUCACUGUAAAUAUAUUUUUCUACUUUUACACAAAAAAAACAAUGCUUUGCAGAAAGAUUCUAUGUUGCCAGCUAAAAAACUAAGCAAAGAAAGAUAUGUGUAUACAGAUUGUAAAUGUUGUCAUUCCAUUACAUGUAUAUAAAUCAUUGUCAUCAGA